Menidia menidia (Atlantic silverside) is the source of this 1722-nucleotide messenger RNA. The record is from the annotation of a GenBank genome assembly. NCBI's taxonomy places the organism in Eukaryota, Metazoa, Chordata, Actinopteri, Atheriniformes, Atherinopsidae.
AGUGACUGGCUGCGAGAGUAUGAGGAGGGGAUUCGACACUACAGCAAGGAGGCCCUCAAUAAGGAGUUUCCAGAAAAGACUCGGCCUGUUAACUUCAAACACCCUGAGUUCCAGUGCCCUGACAUGAGGCCUUCCCACUCGGUCCCCUAUUCAGUUGAAUUUGUGAAAGCAGCUGACAUUAAAGUCAUCGCUGCUUUGGGGGAUUCUCUAACAACAGCCAUAGGGGCAAAUGCCACCACUGUUCUUGGCAUACCUAUUGAGUUUCGACAUGUGUCAUGGAGUAUCGGGGGCUAUGGGACAUUUCAAGAUGUCAUAACUUUGGCAAAUAUCAUCAAGUUAUUCAACCCAAAUGUGCUCGGUGCUGCCCCUGGAAAGACUAUUCAUGGGAUGCAGGCCCAUAUUACUGAAACGGGCUUCAAUCUGGCCGUGACUGGACACAACACCUUCAACCUUCCCGGCCAGACCAGACACUUGAUUGACACACUGAGAGCUUACGAGGGUCUGAACUUCGAGGAGGACUGGAAACUCCUGACCAUUCUCAUGGGCAUGAAUGACAUCUGUGAUUACUGCAAAGAUAAGGCUCUUUUUUCAGUGGAUAAUUUCAUUCACUAUAUGACUGUUUCCCUGGAAAUGCUUAUGAAUGAGGUCCCCCGAAUGAUCGUAAAUGUGGUUCAGAUUCUACCCAUGCACACUCUAAGAGAGGUUCGGAAGCCCACCCCGGGGUGUCUCCUCCAGAGAUCUUUCUGCUCAUGCCUGAUAGAGCCCGUGGCUAAAUCUCCUGAACUGCAGGAGCUGGUGGAGGUCAAUCUGGAGUUUCAGAGAAGACUUGAGGAGCUGCUAUACAGUGAUCGUUUCUUCAAGAGAGAUUUUGCUGUUGUUCUCCAGCCCUUUCUGAAACACGCAGACCCCCCUCGCCUCCCGCAGAACGGGAAAAUUGAUAUGACCUUUUUCACUCACGACUGCUUCCACUUCACCAUAAAGGGUCACGAGGAGCUGGCCAAGGGACUGUGGAACAAUAUGUUUCAGCCUGAGGGGGGAAAGCUGAUUGUGAACAGUUUUUCUGAUCCCAUCAGCCUCAUCUGUCCACCUGCGGAGCACCCAUACAUCUUCACUCGCCCGAUUGCUGCCAAGUCAGGCCAGCCUCCCCGUCAGUCCCUGGCAGCCAUGUCCCUGCUGCUGUUGCCCCACGUGGGUCUGGCACAUCUCGGUUGCAUGUAGCCUCGGCGUUACUCCUCUAAUGAAGGAGUCAGCCGCUGUUAUUCGCUGGUUUUUAAUGAGGCAGGCAGUGCAGAGGCCAAAAGUGAGUCAUCUCUCUACUUUGAGUGCUUGUUGCCCGAGUUCAGCAACAUGGAGAUAUUCCCUGCUGCUUAAAGAGCCGAGGACGCGCAAAUGAUGUGACGAGGAGCUGGACACAAAGUAUGUCGUUUGUAGCAGCUGGUGGAAAUGGGGUUUGCAGAGUUUCAGUCAUUGCUGGCUGCAAGAUGACGGCUUAUCUUUAGCUUGUAUUCACCACACCUUCAUGCUAAUGGACCGAUUAUUUCUGCAUCUCUCAAACUUGGGAUCCACGCCGCUUUACAUACAUAUGAAUAUUUGAAUGAAAAUCUAGCCUUGUGCGGCAUAAAUUCUGUUUAUUGCUUUGCACUUUUUUCCAAAGUUGCUUGCAAAGCAGAAAGUAACAACGGAUUUGUUAAUGUGUCAAAUCUGUGCUCUGUACAAUCAUGA